Messenger RNA from Zingiber officinale, 462 nucleotides. RefSeq names its product probable terpene synthase 9. The transcript has 2 exons. The record is from RefSeq and is a predicted model, not a curated record. Lineage: Eukaryota; Viridiplantae; Streptophyta; Magnoliopsida; Zingiberales; Zingiberaceae. Bases 1 to 462 code for a protein of 153 amino acids. Gene Ontology annotation, molecular function: terpene synthase activity; magnesium ion binding.
AUGGAUUUCGCGACCGAGCAGCUGAAAGGAUUCAUGGAGGAGGGAUCUGUUCCUGAGGCUGGCGGUCUCAGAGAGCAGGUGGCCCAUGCGCUGCAGAUUCCACUGAAUUGGCGGCUGGAGAGGGUGCAGCACAGGUGGUUCAUUGAAGCAUGCAGUGGCGACGACACCGUCAACCCUCUCUUUCUGGAGUUUGCUAAGCUCGACUUGAAUCUGGUUCAGGACAUGUACAAGAGUGAACUCAGAGACCUCUCCAGAUGGUGGUCGGCGCUCGGGCUUGCAGAGAAGCUGCCAUUUUUCAGAGACCGAUUACUUGAAAACUAUCUGUGGGCAUUUGGUUUCACUUAUGAACCAGAAAGUUGGAGAUGCAGAAUGAUCCAAACAAAGUCCAUCUGCUUGAUUACAUUGAUUGAUGAUAUUUACGAUGUCUAUGGAACCUUGGAUGAACUCCAGCUCUUUCACUGA